Neurospora tetrasperma FGSC 2508 is the source of this 1038-nucleotide messenger RNA. RefSeq lists its product as uncharacterized. The record is from RefSeq and is a predicted model, not a curated record. The coding region runs from base 1 to 738 and encodes 245 amino acids. The transcript is spliced from 2 exons. NCBI's taxonomy places the organism in Eukaryota, Fungi, Ascomycota, Sordariomycetes, Sordariales, Sordariaceae.
AUGUCAUCAGCAACCUCCACCAUGAUCCCCCGCUUUCUCCUCCCACAGUACGGGCGCAUCUGGCAACGGCCCACCCAAAAGCUUAUCCAGCGCCGUCUCGCAUCCACAAAGUCAACAGCGGAAGCCAACUCAACGCCAUCCGGCCAGCGCGUCCUCGCAAAACCCGAGCGCUUCAACCCUCCUUCACACGGCUCCCGACUCCCCAACAAGAAAAACGUCCCGCGGCACUAUGGCGGCGACCUCAGCUUCCAGGAGAAGCAGGCUCAGGCGCAAAAGGAAUACCCGGGCCUGAUGCCCGGCGAGGGAACCUUCGGAUGGUGGUUCUGGAAUAACAAGUGGUUUCACAUGUGUUUGACCCUGGGGUCCCUCUUCGCCAUAGCCAUCUACACCGCAACCGAGAACUUCAAGCGCACCUCUCCCUUCGCCGACAUGCUCCCUGCCCGCGGUGACUUUUUCAGCCACCCUAUCGACUCCUUCAGUCACCUGGGCCACGUCAUCCGGCUGCACGAGGCGCACAAGUCCGCCGAGAUCUCGGCCAGGAGACAGCGGGCCAUUGACGAUGUAGCCAAGCGGACCAUGUAUAGGAAGGCGCACGGCCUGCCCGAGGAGCAGGGCAUUGCGGGUUUCAUCAAGCUGAAGGAACCGGAGCGGAUUGCUAGCGUGUCGAGAGGGGUGUUGGAACCGGAGGCUACUGCGUCUGCCGCUAAGGCAGAGCCGCAGCAGCAGGAGAAGCAGUAAUGGGCCGUUGGUAACUUGAGGCGGAAGUGAAGGUGGUGUAAGGAACUUGCGGCUUGACAUGGAAAUGAGGGAAUGGGGCGUGGGCAAUCAUAGCGUGGUAUUAGCGCUGUGAUUCCGAUUACGCUGCCUCGCGGCUGUCUCCGGAAGAAGGUGGAAUGGAAAGAGGUAUAGUCUACGGAAGAGGAGAUGCUUGUGAUGACUAUGUGUACGAUUAAGUGUUAUUAAUGACUUAACGGGCAGCGGGCACAGAAAAGCAUGUUUAGCGUUAGAUUUUGGAAUAGGGGUAUCUUGUUUUGAGUU